Zea mays is the source of this 1673-nucleotide messenger RNA. RefSeq lists its product as uncharacterized. The transcript has 2 exons. The coding region runs from base 153 to 1241 and encodes 362 amino acids. The record is from RefSeq and is marked validated. Gene Ontology annotation, molecular function: protein binding. NCBI's taxonomy places the organism in Eukaryota, Viridiplantae, Streptophyta, Magnoliopsida, Poales, Poaceae.
CUCCAACCAAACGCAAAGCAAAGAACAGAACCCAAUUCCAUCGUUCCCCACUCGGGCUCCCGGUCUCCUCCACCCUCCUCCCUCGCCUCGCGGCCUUCCGGCAUUUGCUCCAGCUCGGAACUGAGCCGCGCGACACGAGGCUGACGGAGGGAAUGGAGUCGGACGCGUCCACCUCCCCGCGGCGGCGCAGCACGAGCUGUUACAGCGACAGCGGCGAUUCCUCCUGCUCCGAGCCCUUCAGCGAGUGCGGCAGCGACGACCUCUCCUUCACGCCCGCCGCCGCCGCGGGCAUCCACCGCCUGCUGCUCUCCUGCGCGGCCGAGGCGUCGGAGGACGCAAUCUCCUCGCUCGUGGCCGAGCUGGAAUGCCCGUCGCAGUCGCUGGACUCGCUCCGCCGCGCGGCGAUGGAGCUCCGGCUGCUGGCCAAGCACAACCCGGACAACCGGGUCCGCAUCGCCGCGGCGGGCGGCGUCCGCCCGCUCGUCAGGCUGCUGUCGCACGCGGACCCGCUGCUGCAGGAGCACGGCGUCACGGCGCUGCUCAACCUCUCCAUCUGCGACGAGAACAAGGCGACCAUCGUCGAGGCGGGCGCGAUACGGCCGCUGGUGCACGCGCUCAAGUCCGCGGCGUCGCCCGCGGCGCGGGAGAACGCCGCGUGCGCGCUGCUCCGGCUGUCCCAGCUCGACGGCGCCUCCGCGGCCGCCAUCGGCCGCGCUGGCGCCAUCCCGCUGCUGGUCUCCCUGCUCGAGACCGGGGGCGCGCGGGGCAAGAAGGACGCCGCCACGGCGCUGUACGCGCUCUGCAGCGGCGCGCGCGAGAACCGGCAGCGCGCCGUGGAGACCGGCGCCGUGCGGCCCCUGCUGGACCUCAUGGCCGACCCGGAGUCCGGCAUGGUGGACAAAGCCGCGUACGUCCUCCACUCCCUGGUGAGCUCCGGCGAGGGCCGCGCCGCCGCCGUCGAGGAAGGCGGCAUCCCCGUCCUGGUCGAGAUGGUGGAGGUCGGCACCUCGCGCCAGAAGGAGAUCGCCACCCUCUCCCUCCUGCAGAUCUGCGAGGACAACGCCGUCUACCGCACCAUGGUCGCCCGCGAGGGCGCCAUCCCGCCCCUCGUCGCCCUCUCCCAGUCCUCCUCCGCCCGCCCCAAGCUCAAAACCAAGGCGGAGUCGCUGAUCGAGAUGCUGCGGCAGCCGCGGAGCCCGAGCCUCCGCACGCGGCCAGCGGCAGUCGUUGCGGCGGAAUGACCCCGCCCCCCUGGUGGUGCGUGCCAAGAAUCCUUCUCUUCUUCGUCGAGACGAGCCUGCGCGGGUCGACCGGCCAGCCGGCGUGAGCGUGUAAAUACUAGCAAGCAUCGUGUUUGCGUCCGCGAGCGAGUGUACAGUUUUCUCAAGCGAGAUGUCCGGAGGAUCGAAGACCAAUCUACUCGAUGUAAUUUCUUCCUCCCGAACCUUCCUUCUGUUCCCUUUCCACUUUCCACCCAAUCUGUUUGCUUGCUCGCCGCCGGCCGCGGCGUGGCAAAGGUGUGUGCAGCGAAACCGCGAAAAAAAAGGUUCGGAUUAGCGUGUGGGCCGCGUGGGUUGUGCACUUGUGCUGUGCUUCUGCUUGUCGCAGCAGUGUGUACGUGUGUGCUACGGCAGUAAAUCAAGUCGGUUUUCGAAUCCUGUGGUGGAUACGAG